AUGAGAUUCCAUGGGAUCACUAGCCCUGGUUCAAGGUCAAGUAGGAGCAGCGUCACGGAAGAACCUGUCUCACGCCUAAUUGAGGAGAAGAUCUUCGUUGCUGUUGAUAAACACGUGGCUAAGAGCAAGUCUACACUCAUCUGGGCGUUGCAGAACACUGGAGGGAAGAAGAUUUGCAUCAUUCACGUUCAUCAACCUUCCCAAAUGAUCCCAGUUAUGGGAGCCAAGUUUCCAGUUAGUUCUGUGAAGGAGGAAGAAGUAAAUGUUUUCCGGGAAAAAGAAAGGGAGAAAGUAAAUAGGAUCCUAGACGAGUAUCUUUGUAUAUGCCAGCAGAGAGGGGUGAAGAAAGCUGCGGUGGUGAUUCUUAGUGGAUUAACUGGUUCAGAGGAAGGUUUACAAUCUCUAUCCAAGUAUUCCGAGAUUCUACUUCCAUCACUCUCUCGCCUCCUUAGUGAAAGCAAGGAGGUCUCAGAGCCAUCAGCUCAGGCUCUUGUUAACCUCUCUCAAAAUUCUGAAUUGGCUAGGAAGAUGAUUCAGAUGGGUUUGAUCAGAGUGGCAAUGGACAUGUUGUAUAAGCCAGAGUCUUGUAUUACCAGAAAUCAUGAUGUAUCUGCAGCAUCGUUUGCAAUGCCCAACAGACUUCUUGGUACUAUAGACGCUGGAAGCUCAAAAGAUCUUAGAAACCUCUGCUCAUGUGCACCAUUCAACGAUAAGUUUCCGGAAUCAAACUGGAUGAACAAUGAUAAUAACAGCAACAACAUGUAUGCCCCUGCAAAGGAAGAGUCUGUUGCAAAUACUACACGUGAACCAUCGGGUCAAAAAUGAGAACAAUGACUAUUAAACCGAGUUACAAAAAAGACAUAAUACGGUUCAGGGUAUCAUCUGGUUUGGAUAUAAUGGAGUUGAAGGAUAUAAUCAAGUUUCAACGCAUGUACGUUCGAUAUCAAGUAUCUGGAUGAUGAUAAUGAUGGGUUUUGAUAGCUUGUGAUGUUUAUCUUCAAGUAUGUACGUUUGUAUUUUAGAUUGUGAUGCUGAAACCUGACGCAUGUACAUUUGUAUUUUAGUUUGAAAUUGUAAACACGAAUCACAUAAAAGGUUAAAACGAAAAUCCC
Messenger RNA from Eruca vesicaria subsp. sativa (arugula), 1112 nucleotides. Lineage: Eukaryota; Viridiplantae; Streptophyta; Magnoliopsida; Brassicales; Brassicaceae. The record is from the annotation of a GenBank genome assembly.